AUUGACCCACCUAUCCAUGAUCGAAGUUUGCUAAAAGCAAGUGGUAACCCUUCAACAUAUGUUCCUUACGAAUAUUUUGUAAUGAAACCGACUGAAAAUAUUUUUUCAAACUCACGAAAGUUACCUAUAAAAUUGUCCUUAACUACCAAAAUUUUCCGCUUUAGUCAAGAUGAUCUUAAGAGGUUACGUGAUUAUUAUUCUGCUGGUAUUCCUAAUGGGAGUUGGAUUUCAACAAAUGAUGCACUUGUAGCCCACUUUUGGAGAACACUCACUAGAGCUCGAAAUCUUGAUUUAAACACUGAAGUAUUUUGUAGCAUUGCUCUUAAUGGACGUGAUAGAUUAAAUCCACCUAUUCCAGAAAGUUAUUGUGGAAAUGUUGUUUUGUAA
This is a messenger RNA of Racocetra persica, 387 nucleotides long. The record is from the annotation of a GenBank genome assembly. Lineage: Eukaryota; Fungi; Glomeromycota; Glomeromycetes; Diversisporales; Gigasporaceae.